AUGGCUGCCAUCGAUUCCCAGCUCUCCGAUGGUGGCUGUUUCACAACAUCCACCUUGACGACUACAAGCACACCUCUCUCGAGCCACCCUCGUCGUCGGAGUUCCAUGGAAUCUGACAGGAUUCGUGGCUCCCGAGACCUCCAUUCGUGCAACGAGGAGCCUACUCGUCGGAAUUCGGCCUUUCUCGAAGUCGGCCUUGGCGGUGAAGACGCCAUUGUCGACUCUAAAUUAAGAAGGGACUCGCGGCCAAAACUUCAAGUGCGCUUUCGAAGCGACGUCGAUGUUGCCGAACCUGAAGCAAUUGACUGGGCUGAAUCCUCCCCAGGUGACAGAGCAACUCGUCCGCAAAUGUCUCCAUCCUUUCGAACAGUGCCCAGAUUACUUUUCUUAGCUCUGGUCCUCUUACUGGUCGUCCCAAGCUUGCACCAUUCUCCCCUGUUGGUCGCAGGGGCGAAUCCUCUGGACCGCAGAGCUGGAUCGCCGGUGGUGGGAUCGUGGCGACGUGUCAAGAGGAAAGUGCCCCCGGGAAAUACUAAGAGAGAGAACAGCCCGACGGUCGUUUGCAAGAGGUGGUCAGGGCAGAGCGCCCUCGUCAACGGGACGUUAUACUAUUAUGGAGGGAGAGCAACCACGAGUUCUGACCAGACCUCAAAUCAAUGGAACAAUGCUUUCCUAACCCUCGACCUAACAAAACCCUGGCAGAUUUCAUCACCGUCACUGACAGGCCUGCCAGUGCCGAGUGGACCGCCCGCAGUGUCGCUUGGCUAUUUGUGGAAUUCCUACGAUGCUCUGUAUCUCUACGGCGGCGAGUUUUCAGACACGCCCGUUGCGUCUCCUGUUCCGUUCUCCACUUGGGCAUAUGACAUCUCUUCAUCGACAUGGUCUGAGUUGUCGAGUCCGCAAACAAGUUCAGGGCGGAAUUCGGAGCCAGCAGGGCAACCGGUCCUGCGUGCUGCAGAAGGAGCUGGAAUCUCGGUGCCGAAUCUAGGCCGAGGUUUCUAUUUUGGAGGGCAUCUGGAUUUCUUGACCACGCCCGGGUGGUCAGAAUCGGUCGCGCGGGUCUAUCUUCGAGGCAUUCUCGAAUAUACCUAUCCCGGCUACAGCAACGCUGCGGUGAAUGGUGGACACACGGCAGGUUCACCGGGCAUAUAUCGCAAUAUCACCCAAGGUGGUACUCAGGAUUCAGCAGGCUUCCCAGAACGUGCAGAUGGCCUUCUUGUUUACAUUCCCGGAUAUGGAAGGUCAGGCAUCAUUCUGGGUCUCGCAGGCGGUACGAAUGCAACAUUCACCCAGAUGAAUGUGAUUGAUGUGUACGAUAUCGACUCCUCCACCUGGUACAAACAGGCCACGUCAGGACCCACGCCCGAUAUUCGAGUCAACCCAUGUGCUGUCGCGCUUUCCGCGGCUGAUGGGAGCUCCGUUCAAGUCUACAUGUACGGGGGUCAGAACCUGCUACCUUAUGGCGAACAAAAGCAGUACGACGAUAUAUGGAUUCUGACAGUGCCGUCUUUCACAUGGAUUCAAGUCGACACCAGCAAACAAGCAAAUCCUCCAGGCAGGGCUGGGCACAUGUGCAAUGUUUGGAAUGCGCAGAUGAUAGUUGUCGGUGGAUAUGUCGGUCAGGAUCUAUCGUGCGACAGCCCUGGAAUCUAUGUCUUUAACACCAGCUCCCUUCAGUGGCAAAGCGGAUAUGUUGCCUUACAGACGGAUGACAACCUCAACAGGCAGAAGAGCCAGCAAGACGAUCCUUCAGCGCUGCAAGGGUCAUUUGGAUACUCAGUCCCAGAAGAAGUGCAGUCUGUCAUUGGGGGGAAUGCUGUGGGAUCUGCUACUGUCUCUGCCCCAGCUCAGUCGGCCACUCAAGGUCCGUUGGCAACAGGAACACCACGCAUUUAUACAGUCACUCAAUCUGGCGGGUCUGUAGCUACCAAGACCGCGGCGCCUACCGGAACGAGUGGCGCUAAUGGCGAUGGCAUUGGCAGCAGCAGUGAAAACAAGGGGUCCUCGAGCGGAACCAAUAUUGGAGCCAUCGUCGCUGGUGUCAUUGCGGGAGUACUUGCUGUCGUGGCGGCCUAUCUCGCAUUCUGCGUCUGGCUCUAUCGCAAGCAGCUUAAGAUCUACAAAAACCAUGUGGCCAUGGCACAAAGACAGGAUCUGGCUGGUGAUCCCAGAUUCAUUGGCGCCGGGCUGGCGGGAGGUGCGAGGUACACCGACAAAAGUCAAUCGAGCGACAGCCGCCACAGCGCGGACAAUCGCAGUGGAAGCAGCGGCGGGCGCGCCAAUCAGUUGUCAAGCAACAAUCCUUAUCGAAACGUACCUGGAGGCGCUGGAUCAGCAACGGCGGCGAGUAGUACGGAAGACCUCAUGGCAGGUCAGGAGCCCAGUUUCUUGGGGGUGGUAUUAAACCCCAGACGAAGUCUGAGGGUGGUGAACAAAGACUGA
Messenger RNA from Cladophialophora bantiana CBS 173.52, 2442 nucleotides. RefSeq lists its product as uncharacterized. Lineage: Eukaryota; Fungi; Ascomycota; Eurotiomycetes; Chaetothyriales; Herpotrichiellaceae. Gene Ontology annotation, molecular function: protein binding. The coding region runs from base 1 to 2442 and encodes 813 amino acids. The transcript has 2 exons. The record is from RefSeq and is a predicted model, not a curated record.